GUGUGGCGGAGCAGGUUGGGUGAGGUGUGGAGCUGCAGGUUUGGUCUCCACAUUCAGGCCGCAGCGAAAGAACCGACUGUCAGGAAUGGAAGUCGGGCACAUGCACAACAAGUAUGGACGUGAGAGAGAAAGAAACCAUGAUGGCCACAAGUCUGUUACUAUUGAAGAACCAACAAGUGAAUGUAUGUCACCUGCUGAGGACUCUGGAAGAGGGGAAGAAGAGGACGAAGGCCAGGAUGACAAUUGGGGUGAGACGACGACAGCGUUGACCUCUGAACGGAGCGCGUCGCUGGAGGAGUUGGUUUGUAAAGAACGAUCUCAGGAAUCCCAGGGCAAUAGACCUGACACUCGGACUAUGGUGGGCUUCUACAUUUUCUGUGUCCUGUGCGCUCUCACCAUCCUCACCCCACCACUGUUCAUCGUGCUGCCCCAGGUGCUGUGGGGGGCUGAGCUGGAGCCCUGUGGGGUCAUCUGUGAAGGACUUUACAUCUCGGUUGCCUUUAAGCUGCUGUUCAUCGUCCUGGGGUCUUGGGCUGUUUUCUUUCGGAGACCUCGUUGUGCUCUGCCGCGCCUGGUGGAGUUCCGAGCUCUGCUUCUUCUGCUGCUUAGCCUCUUCCUGCUCUCCUAUUGGCUGUUCUACGUGGUGAGGAUUCUGGGGCAGCAGGAGCGGAACCUCCUGAGCGUGGUCCAAUAUACAGUGUCACUAGUGGACGCCUUCAUCUUCAUUCACUACCUGGCGGUGGUUCUGCUGGAGAUAAGACAGCUGCAGCCCUUCUACAUCCUGAGGGUGGUGCGGAGCAGUGACGGGGAAGCCCGCUGCUACACUGUAGGGAGAGUCAGUCUACAGAGAUCAGCGUUGUUCGUGUUAGAAAAUUUCUACAAAGAUUUUCCAGCUUUUACCCCAAGACCUCAGACCAGGAAGAUCAGGAAACAAGAGCAGAGCUUUGAGGGCCAAUGUCUUCUUGUGGAUGGUUUGGAGAACAGCAACGUGAACCAAUCACAGGCCCUGAUCCCGGCAUCGACCAGUUACAAGGAGAGAUACUACGCAGACAUUGACCAGGAACGCAAGAUACGCAGGCGGCGCGCAAGGCUGGUGGUUGCUGUCCAUAAGUCGUUCUCUCAGGUUCAGCGUCUGGAUAACGUGAAGUCUGGACCAGCGAUAGACCCCAGGGAGGCCGCACAGAGCAUCUUCCCCCUUAUUGCUCAGAGCCUGCAGCGCUACCUGCGUUCCACGAACCAGACUCACCUGUACAGCAUGGAGGCGAUAAUAGAGCACCUUACACUGUGCCUGACGCACAACAUGUCCCCACAGGCCUUUCUGGAGCAGUAUCUGCGCCCGGGGCCCCCAUGUCAGUACUCUGGAGCCCACCCAGCGGUGUGGACCUUAGUGAGCGAGGAAUCAGUCACACGAAGCCUCAAGUCCGACCUGACCUUCUGCCUGCGCAGUGCAGACGCCCAGCUGGUGGUGAGUGUGAGCGCCAUCCCCAGCGUGACCCUGACAGAGAACUUCAUCCCACCAAACUCCCAUCGCUUUUUGGUGCAGCUGUAUCCGGAGGCACUGGACAUCUCCAACAUAUCUCCAGCGUGAUGUGUACAUACGACCAUAUAUAACAUGUAUAUACUGCACCUGUUACAUGUACAUAUCAUCCCAUACUAUCACGUGUAUUAUAUGUCACCCCCCCCAUGAGAUGUUAUGACAAAGACUUGUGACAUCAUCACUUUGCUCAGUAUUAAUAUCAUUAAAGGUCAUUUGUAGAAAUGUC
Bufo gargarizans (Asiatic toad) is the source of this 1763-nucleotide messenger RNA. RefSeq names its product vang-like protein 1. Lineage: Eukaryota; Metazoa; Chordata; Amphibia; Anura; Bufonidae. The coding region runs from base 86 to 1588 and encodes 500 amino acids. Gene Ontology annotation, cellular component: plasma membrane. The transcript has 8 exons. The record is from RefSeq and is a predicted model, not a curated record. Gene Ontology annotation, biological process: multicellular organism development.